This is a messenger RNA of Hippocampus comes (tiger tail seahorse), 1413 nucleotides long. RefSeq names its product eukaryotic translation initiation factor 4A2 (gene eif4a2). The record is from RefSeq and is a predicted model, not a curated record. The transcript has 11 exons. Lineage: Eukaryota; Metazoa; Chordata; Actinopteri; Syngnathiformes; Syngnathidae. Gene Ontology annotation, molecular function: ATP binding; nucleic acid binding; RNA helicase activity. Bases 90 to 1313 code for a protein of 407 amino acids.
CAAACGGCGAAAGUAGUUCGGCCGCAUAAAGGGAGUUGACGUCGCCAUCAGCGAUCUUUCCAGUCGCAUGCCGAGCUUGGAUACGUAUCAUGUCUAACGAUUGUGCUGAUUACAACAGCGACCAUGUGGGGCCAGAUGGAAUGGAGCCAGAUGGUGUCAUUGAGAGCAACUGGAAUGACAUUACGGACAACUUUGAUGAUAUGAACCUGAAGGAGACGCUUCUCCGGGGAAUUUAUGCAUACGGUUUUGAGAAGCCUUCGGCCAUUCAACAGAGGGCUAUAAUCCCUUGCAUUAAAGGCUAUGAUGUCAUUGCCCAAGCCCAGUCAGGCACUGGCAAGACGGCCACAUUUGCCAUCUCUAUCUUGCAGCAGCUGGACAUAGAGCAGAAGGAGACUCAGGCUCUGGUGUUGGCUCCAACCAGAGAGCUGGCUCAGCAGAUUCAGAAAGUCAUUCUGGCUCUCGGUGACUACAUGGGGGCAACUUGCCACGCCUGCAUCGGAGGGACCAAUCUCCGCAGUGAGAUCCAGAAGCUUCAAGCCGAGGCCCCCCACAUAGUUGUGGGCACACCGGGCCGAGUGUAUGACAUGCUCAACAGGAGACAUCUGUCACCAAAAUGGAUUAAGAUGUUUGUUCUGGAUGAAGCUGAUGAGAUGUUGAGUCGAGGUUUCAAAGAUCAAAUCUAUGAGAUCUUCCAGAAAUUGAGUACAAACAUUCAGGUUGUCCUGCUCUCGGCCACCAUGCCUACAGAUGUGCUGGAGGUGACCAAGAAGUUCAUGCGGGACCCCAUCCGCAUCUUGGUGAAGAAAGAAGAGCUUACCCUCGAGGGUAUUAAGCAGUUCUACAUAAAUGUUGAGCGGGAGGAGUGGAAAUUGGACACCCUGUGUGACCUCUACGAGACUCUGACCAUCACCCAGGCUGUGAUCUUCCUCAACACUCGAAGAAAAGUGGACUGGCUCACAGAGAAGAUGCACGCUAGAGACUUCACUGUUUCUGCUCUGCAUGGUGAUAUGGACCAGAAGGAGCGUGAUGUCAUUAUGAGGGAGUUCAGGUCUGGCUCAAGCAGAGUGUUGAUCACUACUGAUCUGCUGGCUCGUGGAAUCGACGUACAGCAAGUGUCCCUGGUCAUCAACUAUGACCUUCCUACAAACCGAGAGAACUACAUUCAUAGAAUUGGCCGUGGUGGCCGCUUUGGCAGAAAGGGAGUCGCCAUUAACUUCGUCACCGAAGAGGACAAGAGGAUUCUGCGCGACAUUGAGACAUUUUACAAUACAACGGUGGAGGAGAUGCCCAUGAAUGUGGCAGACCUCAUUUGAGCGUUUUGGGUUUUCCUUUCUAAAAACGCAGUGAUAGUUGACUGUACACUUGCAUUGUGCUUAUUAUUCCAGGAGGUGGGGGAGGAAAAAAAUAAAUAAA